This is a messenger RNA of Neolamprologus brichardi, 498 nucleotides long. NCBI's taxonomy places the organism in Eukaryota, Metazoa, Chordata, Actinopteri, Cichliformes, Cichlidae. The record is from RefSeq and is a predicted model, not a curated record.
AUGAUAGGAUACUAUUAUGAGUUUUUGUGCCUUCAGGGCGUUGUAUGGAGGCGAAAGUCCAGGUCCAACAUAUCGGACCGUUUUCAGCCGCUCACUUUAGAACAAAAACUGUGCGUAGCACAGAGAGAAGUAAGAGAAACGCAACAGGACCGGGAGAAACUCAAACUGAAAUCUGAAAAAAACAAGGACAACUACAAGGCCUCUACGAAGGAAGCAGAAUUACGUCUGGCUGAUAUCAGGAAGGCCAAGAAGGAUUUUGAGCGUCGACUGGUCAAACCUACGCUAGAAAUGAAAGAGCCAGAGAAGGUGCUCCAGUACAUUGAAGACAAGUUAAAGGUCACCCAGCUGGAGACCUUAAAUGUAAAGAAUCAGGCACUAAAGCUCCACGAGAAGAAGCUCCUGCAACAGCUGCAGCAGAAAAAAGAGAUGGGGAAAGCUGAGUAUGAGGUAGAGAAUGAAAGCAAAUGUGUUGCUGUCAAGAGACUGUGUAUGUUGUAG